UCGCAGCGCCGAGUUACAUUUCACCUGCCGGAUGGUUCUCAGGAAAGCUGCAGUGACAGUGGGCUAGGAGACCAUGAGCCCAGCAGCACCGCUAGCACAGCACAUCCUCUGCCACUUGGUUUCCCGCAAGAGGAGUACUAUGAGCAGACAUCACCCAACAGUCGGACAGAGGGAGAUGGCAAUUCAGAUCCAGAGUCCA
Podarcis lilfordi (Lilford's wall lizard) is the source of this 199-nucleotide messenger RNA. The record is from the annotation of a GenBank genome assembly. Lineage: Eukaryota; Metazoa; Chordata; Lepidosauria; Squamata; Lacertidae.